Molecule: messenger RNA, 1556 nt
Organism: Mangifera indica (mango)
Lineage: Eukaryota; Viridiplantae; Streptophyta; Magnoliopsida; Sapindales; Anacardiaceae
Exons: 3
Coding region: 74-1357 (427 amino acids)
Source: RefSeq, a predicted model, not a curated record
AACGUCUCUUCUCUUCCUUUCCGAAUCUCGGCAGCCCGAUAUUUUUUUGUUCUGAUUUGCUCUGGCCACAAGAAUGUUUCUCAGUUCAUUACCCCGUUGUCUGCUCUUGUUUUUGGUUCUAUUUACGGUUGUGCCCUCGUUUUUGGCGUCGGCCUCUUCGCCAGAGAUCAAUGCUCCGUAUCCUAAAGCCAUCUCUGAUUUGAAGGAAGCAAUUGUAAAGGGAUUAGGGUUUCAAUCGGAGGAUUUUAAGAUUUCUGGGUUUGAUCUUCGAGAUGCGUUAGUGGGGCACUCGGCGGUGUAUGAAUUCGAUGUGGAAAUUGACAAAAAGGUGAUGCCUUUUAAGCUUUUGGAGGAUGUGAACAAGUGGGAGUAUGUAGAUUUGCCGAUAUUUAGGGUUGAAGAAUCAAUUGGCAAGGAAAAGGGGUUGGUGAAAAAGCCUAAAUUGGAUGGUGGGUUGCCUGUUUUGGCUCCGUUUCAGCUUGCUGGACCCAUGGAGUUGUGGAUACAGGAUGCUAAGGAUAUGCGCAUAUCAUUGCCGCAUGAUGUUGAUGCAGGUGUCUUGAAGAAGGUCAUCUUAGCUGAUGGUGCGGUGGUCACUGUAAAAGGUGCCCGAUCAGUUAGCCUGCGUCACCCCAUUGAUUUUCCUCUCCCCUUGAACCGAACCAGUAAUGGGUUUGCUUCUGGUCUUCUAACUCUAGCUGAACAACUUCGCCAUGCUACCCGCACUCAGAAUGCUCCACUUCUCUCGCUCCGCAUUGUCGGUCCUACCUCUCUCUCAGCCCCAUCCUCAUCAUCACUGUCACCAAAUAAUAGGCUUAAGCUCAAGCGUCUGGCUCCUGGCCUUGUGGAACUAUCUUCACCCACACAAACUAAACCUACAGACGCCCUUUCAACGAUUGAUCUCCAGGAGGAAGCCACUACAGUUUUGACUCCAAAACACUUCACCACAAUGUGGCCUAUUGCCUCUGUCAAUGGCUCAAACCCUAACUUGCUAGGUUUUGAGAAAUUGCUCUCUUCUGUGCUGGGUCCCAAGGCUAAUAAGAAAGGUUUUUUCAAACUGUUAAGAGCUCAUGUGUCUGCUCAGACUUUUGUUAAAAUUGGUUUUGGCGUGGAGAAGAAGUUGAAAGAAGGAGAUGUGAAGGAUUUUCCUGAAUGGAGGACUAAGCCUGAGACAGUAAAGAUGCACUUUGAGGUGCUGGCUAAGGUUGAUGGUGAGAAGGUAAUACCGGAGACAGUGAUGCAGGUUGAUCCCGUUAUUGCUGAGGAUACGAUUGCACCUAGUGUGUUGCUCCCAGACAAUAUGACUAUGUCACAGACUCCUAUUAUUUACCCUCCUUUGAGCUCCUUCACCCUGUAACUUCUUGGAGCUUCAGGGUUCUCAAAUUUUGCCCAAUGUUAUUGGGGGAAAAUUGUAAAUAUGAAAUACCUUUAUUUUUAAAUUGCAAAUGAGGUAGAAGAGGUCUAAAUCUGUAAAAGAAAAUCGUUUAAUGUAGUUGUAAAAGUAUGUUAAGCAUACUAAUACCAUAUAUACAGUGAUCUACUUAUUGAUGCUUCUA